UCAGCAGUUGGUUUCUCCCUCUUCCCCGCCCGUGUUGGGUGGUCGCCUCCCCCCUUCCCCAGAGCCAGGGUGCGCUGGCUGUUGCCGCUACCGCUCACGCUGCCGCUGCCGGGAGAGGAGGAGGCGCCCUGGAUCGGCCUUCGUCCUCCGCGGGAGUGCGAGCGUCCGGACGGUCCUUUGUUGCCUGGAGGGCCAAGAGUGAGCGUGGCGCUGCCGCUUCCUCCCGGAGCACUCUCGGGCCGACCUUACUCGCUCGUCCUGCAGGAGCUGCGGCGCCGAGAUGAAUGGAGAGGAGAACCCAGCCAGCAAGCCCACGCCGGUGCAGGACGUACAGGGCGACGGGCGCUGGAUAUCCCUGCACCAUCGGUUCGUGGCGGACAGCAAAGACAAGGAACCCGAAGUCGUCUUCAUCGGGGACUCCUUAGUCCAGCUAAUGCACCAGUGCGAGAUCUGGCGGGAGCUCUUCUCUCCUCUGCACGCACUUAACUUUGGCAUUGGUGGGGACAGCACACAGCAUGUACUAUGGCGGCUGGAGAAUGGGGAGCUAGAACACAUCCGGCCUAAGAUUGUGGUGGUCUGGGUGGGCACCAACAACCAUGGGCACACAGCAGAGCAGGUGACUGGCGGCAUCAAGGCCAUUGUGCAACUGGUGAACCAGCGGCAGCCCCAGGCCCGAGUCGUGGUGCUGGGACUGCUUCCAAGGGGCCAGCACCCCAACCCACUUCGGGAGAAGAACCAACGGGUGAAUGAGCUAGUAAGGGUGGCACUGGCUGGCCACCCACGGGCCCACUUCCUGGAUGCUGACCCUGGCUUCGUGCACUCAGAUGGCACCAUAAGUCACCACGACAUGUAUGAUUACCUGCAUCUGAGCCGCCUGGGCUACACACCCGUCUGCCGGGCCCUGCACUCGCUGCUUCUGCGUCUGUUGGCCCAAGAUCAGGGCCAGGCUGUCCCCCUGCCAGAGCCUGCACCCUAGGCAUCCUGCUAUCUGUAACAUUAAAUUCUCCUUCCUUAGUCUUCCA
Molecule: messenger RNA, 1022 nt
Organism: Galeopterus variegatus (Sunda flying lemur)
Lineage: Eukaryota; Metazoa; Chordata; Mammalia; Dermoptera; Cynocephalidae
Gene: PAFAH1B3
Product: platelet-activating factor acetylhydrolase 1b, catalytic subunit 3 (29kDa)
Exons: 6
Coding region: 281-976 (231 amino acids)
Source: RefSeq, a predicted model, not a curated record